This is a messenger RNA of Uranotaenia lowii, 819 nucleotides long. RefSeq lists its product as uncharacterized. NCBI's taxonomy places the organism in Eukaryota, Metazoa, Arthropoda, Insecta, Diptera, Culicidae. The record is from RefSeq and is a predicted model, not a curated record. The coding region runs from base 1 to 819 and encodes 272 amino acids. The transcript has 2 exons.
AUGGCAUUUGGAACGACAACUUGGCGAGGAAUCUUCAGCAGACCAACACUUCCGAUCGCUUCUCGGAAGCGUUCCCAUUCAUCGAUCAAAUCACUGGAUAAAUUUUCAUCCCACUCAAUUUCUGCCUUCCACAAUCGUUGCAUCAGGAGUUUGCCAACAAGAAUCACAGGAGCGGCUAGCCCCAGCGGGUCGAACAUUCGGGCGAUAAGGGACAACACUUGUCGCUUAGUGGGAACGGAUAUAUCGGAAGUAGGCGAGGAAACAAACAGCAAAUCAUCAUUCACUGGAUCCCACAUCAAUCCAAGGGUAUGUUCACUAACAGUUCCGGACAAUUUGAGGCCCACUUGUGAAGCUGCAUGCCUCCGGAAAUCAACAUUUUCUCCAACUGUAUGCGAGCCUCGGCUGCCUCGGCGAUGUAAUCGAAUCCAAAUAGUGCAUUAUCCACGUAAAAACUCCUUUGGACGAUCUCAGCAGCUAGUGGAUAAUUUUCCUUCUCAUCGAUUGCAAGCUGCUGGAGGGCUCGAGUCGCCAGAAACGGGGCCGAAGCUGUGCCAUAUGUCACAGUGGUUAAUUCCAGCACACGAAGAGGUUGAGACGGAUCAUUUCUCCAAAAAAUCCGCUGAAGGGAUGAGUGACAUUCAUUCACUCGGAUUUGCCGAUACAUUUUGGCAAUAUCGGCGCUUAACACAUAACGAGGCUCACGGAAACGAAGAACAAUCGAUUGGAGGUCCUCCUGAGGAAUGGCACCGAUUUUCAAGACGUCGUUCAAUGACAAACCGUUCACCUUGGCCGAAGCAUCAAAAACCACACGGCACUUAG